Messenger RNA from Penicillium verrucosum, 1980 nucleotides. Its product is annotated as ubiquitin-specific protease UBP1. The transcript is spliced from 2 exons. Gene Ontology annotation, cellular component: cytosol; nucleus. The coding region runs from base 1 to 1980 and encodes 659 amino acids. The record is from RefSeq and is a predicted model, not a curated record. Gene Ontology annotation, biological process: protein deubiquitination. NCBI's taxonomy places the organism in Eukaryota, Fungi, Ascomycota, Eurotiomycetes, Eurotiales, Aspergillaceae. Gene Ontology annotation, molecular function: cysteine-type deubiquitinase activity; cysteine-type endopeptidase activity.
AUGAACACCCGCGACGGGCGCUCUGAGAUAUUUUCUAACCGCCCCGAUCAGUACGCAAGCCGCAACAGUCAUUAUGAAACCGCCCUCACGACUUUACAGAACAAUCCAGCGCUAGCGUACAUCUUUAUUGCUCUCGUCUCGGUUCCUAUUGUCCUUGGUUACCUCGGACUUGUUCCCAUAUCGCUAUUCCAGCUCCCCUGGGAUCUCAUUGUCUAUUUUACACCUUCUCGAAUCGUUAUCGCUUUGGACCCUCGCAUAUCGACCUCUGACUCCAACUCCCUAGCCUUAUCGCCUUUGCCAUUCCAAGAUAAAAGUGACGCGAUGAAACGGAUUCUUGGUUUGGACAACAACAUCUACUUCCCCUUCUUCUCCCGGUCAAGGUCCCUCUCUAUAUUCGGAAAUGCGCUACUGGGAAACACCAAGGAUGUCACACCCCCGGGGCUCGGAAACUGGAACAACUCGUGUUUCCAGAACAGCAUCAUACAAGGAUUGGCAUCUUUGAAAUAUCUCUCCGAGUUUCUGGAACACAACGUGGACAACCUGUCAGGGAAGGCUUCCGUCUCGACCCACAAGGCACUACUAGACCUCAUCGACUGUCUGAAUAGCGCCUCCAAAAGUGGAACCAAACUGUGGAUCUCCGGGCCCCUCAAGUCCAUGAGUAGCUGGCAGCAGCAAGAUGCGCAAGAGUAUUUUUCCAAGUUGCUCAAUCAAAUUGAUCAUGAAGCCGAGCUAUGCUCACGCGGAGAGACUUCGAACAUGGGAUUGAAAAUUGCAGGACCCGAUGAGAACAUAUUUAGAGACAGCGACUGUGACGACCCAGUGACGCCCUGGGAGCCCGAAUCGCUCGCAUCGACGGAUAAGCUUUAUCUUGAUGUGGUUUCAUCUUGUAAUCCUCUCGAGGGUCUACUUGCUCAACGGGUUGGAUGCAUGGUAUGCGGAUGGACUGAAGGGCUCUCGUUGAUACCUUUCAACUGCCUCACUGUGCCUCUGGGCAAAAGAUCUUCGUACGAUGUUCGCGAAUGCUUGGACCAAUACAUGACGCUUGAGCCUAUUGAAGGCGUGGAAUGCUCUAAGUGCACGCUAUUGCAUCGACAAGAGCAGCUUAUCAACUUGAUCAAGGGAUUUGAGGCCGAUGAGAGUCGGUCAGAUAGCCCCGACGAACCUCAACCCUUCGAUGCUGUGAAACUGUCAGCCUACUCGCGGUUGGAUGCUGUUAAGGCGGCUUUGGACAGCAAUGAUUUCAGCGAAAACACAUUAGCAAAGGAGUGCCAUAUCAACUCAAAGAACCGAAUCUCAACCACGAAAUCUCGACAAGCCGUCAUUGCGCGGGCUCCUCGCUGUCUUGCCAUCCACAUCAACCGUAGCGUUUUUGACGAGUAUACUGGGGCGUUGGAGAAGAAUCUUGCAGCAGUGACGUUCCCUCAAACGAUUGAUUUGAACAAUUGGUGCCUUGGCACCCAAGCCGCCGGCAAAUCUGGCGACAACUCUGAGCAUUGGGAAACAAACCCUUCCCGGUCCAUGCUUCCGCAACCGGGCGAAGCAAUUGAAGUCCCUAGCAGACAAUAUCAAUUACGCGCAAUCAUAACCCAUUACGGCCGGCAUGAGAAUGGACACUAUAUCUGCUAUCGCAAGUAUCCGACAUCGGAAUUCACCGCUCCUGCACCGGACGAGAUCCUUCAAGCUGAGGGUGACAAGGACAAGCCCGAGCGUUGGUGGCGCCUCAGCGACGAUGACGUGCAGAUGUACGCAGAGUCUACUCAGUUUGGAAGUCAAGACUCGUGCAACUCGGCUAUGCCAAAGGACAUCUCCACUCCGUCUACUGUCACCGACUUCGAAUCUGCCACUUCCCGUGAAACCAGUAUUUCCUUGCCGAUGGACGAUUUGCUUCCUGCCGAACAGUCUUUGGAGAUCCCAAACGUGAUUGGCACUGAUGCUGAAUGGAAUGAUAAACUGGACUCACCCUCUACCAUCAUUGCAUGA